Molecule: messenger RNA, 1649 nt
Organism: Helicoverpa zea (corn earworm)
Lineage: Eukaryota; Metazoa; Arthropoda; Insecta; Lepidoptera; Noctuidae
Gene: beg
Product: probable malonyl-CoA-acyl carrier protein transacylase, mitochondrial
Exons: 2
Coding region: 329-1531 (400 amino acids)
Molecular function (GO): transferase activity
Source: RefSeq, a predicted model, not a curated record
AGUUAUCGGAAGGGAUUAUUUAUUUUUUAUUUUGUGCAAUUUGUGAUUGACAGACAUUGAAGGAAUAAAAAAUAACCUCAAAGUAUUACUUUACAAACCUUGCGAUGUUGAAUCGUAAAAAAUAACUCCAUCGGUUUCAGAUCACUCCAAAUAUUCACUGUAAUGUAACCUAGAGGUUGAAGUAAAUUUUUAAUCAUAACACUUUUAGUUACUACCUAUGAGAUUUGUUUACCUGCCAUCCAUACCAACAUAGAAUACAAGUUAAUAAAAUAAUUAGGUACAGACACUAUCAUAAAUAAACCGCGUCAGUUUUAUUACUAGGGUCAAGAUGAUUUAUUUCAAAGAAAUGAGGCAUAUCAAUCGGAUGUUUUGCAACAUUUGCUCACCGCCAAAAUUUGCAAGGGCAUGUUCCAAGAGCUCACAAGUAAACGGUAAUAAAACGGAUGAAAGUCCGCUCCGUCGAUUAUUGGACGAGGCCAGCACGUACGGAGAAGCCGAAACACAAGCUGCGGAACCGGAGAUGCGCUGGGCCACGCAGCCGUACGCGGCGCGCGCGAGCCCGAGCGAGCCGCCGCCGCGCGUGCUGCCGCGCGACACCGCCGUGCUGCUGUUCCCGGGCCAGGGCUCGCAGUACGUCGGCAUGGGCCGCCGUCUGAUGGACAUCCCUGCCGCGAAACGACUCUAUGAACUUGCUUCUACAGUUGUUGGGUGGGACGUGGGCCGCGUGUGCGUGGAGGGGCCCGAGGAGGAGCUGGAGCGGCGCUGCCAGACGGCCGUGCUGGUGACGUCGCUGGCGGCGCUGGAGCGCGCGCGCGAGGAGCGGGCGGGCGCGCUGCAGCGCGUGCGGGCGGCGGCCGGCUUCUCGCUCGGCGAGUUCGGCGCGCUAGUGUUCGCGGGCGCGCUGACGCUGGAGACGGCGCUGCGCCUCGUGGAGCUGCGCGCCGCCGCCAUGCUGGCCGCGGCGGCCGAGCGGCCGGGCGGCAUGCUGACGCUGUGGCUGGGCGCCGACGCGCAGCUGGGGCUGGCGCUGCUGCGCGCGCGCGAGCACGCGGCCGAGCGCGGCGUGGCGCAGCCCGUGUGCCAGGUGGCCAACUACCUGUACCCGGGCUGCAAGGUGGUGGCGGGCGACGAGCCGGCGCUGCGUUGGCUGGAGCGGCACGGGGCGGAGCUGGGCGUGCGGCGGGCGGCGCGGGUGCGCGUGGCGGGCGCGUGGCACACGCCGCUGAUGGCGCGGGCGGAGGCGGCGCUGCGCGAGGCGCUGGCGGCGGCGGAGGUGCGGGCGCCGCGGCUGGCGGUGGUGUCGUGCGUGGACGCGCGGGCGUACGGUGACGCGCGGGCGGUGCGGCGCGGGCUGGCGCGGCACGUGGCGCGGCCGGUGCGCUGGGAGCAGACGCUGGCGGCGCUGUACUCGCGGCCGCGCGGGGAGCAGUUCCCGCUGACGCUGGCGCUGGGCCCGGGCUCCACGCUGCGCUCGACGCUGCGACAGGUGAACGCGCGCGCCUGGGACUCCUCGUUGCAGAUCGACGUGUAGGGCCGGUGUGAACGGCAAAAUCGAAAUAAUCUUUUUGUAUAAUUAUAACAAUAUAUAGGUAUCAUUUGUAGUUAUAGAUUAAACUAAUUAGGUAGUAUAAAAAUCAUGAGAAAAUCAA